UUAGGGAAAGGGUUUUUCUCAGUUGUGUUGCCAUAUAAUAGCCGCUCUGUCACUCUCUACCAAAAGAAGAAGAAUCAAAUUUACUCCUCUUCUUCUUCUUUUUUAUUUGAAUUUCGAUUAGGAAUCGGAAACAGAAUCCGGCAAUGGCAACCCUUCUUCCUCCGUCGCCUGCUACGGCAACGACUCCACCGCCCGCCGCCCAGCAGCAGAAAGUGGAUUACUUGAAUCUUCCUUGCCCCAUUCCUUAUGAAGAAAUUCACCGUGAAGCUCUAAUGUCCUUGAAACCAGAACUCUUUGAGGGAAUGCGAUUUGACUUUACUAAAGGACUCAAUCAGAAAUUUUCACUCAGCCAUAGUGUGAUGAUGGGACCUACAGAAAUUCCUUCUCAGUCAUCUGAAACAAUUAAAAUUCCCACUGCCCACUAUGAGUUUGGUGCUAACUUUAUAGACCCAAAGUUGAUGCUUUUCGGGAGAGUGAUGACAGACGGGAGAUUAAAUGCAAGACUGAAGUGUGAUUUGACUGAGAAUCUUACUCUCAAGGGCAAUGCUCAACUUACAAAUGAGCCACAUAUGUCACAUGGCAUGUUUAAUUUUGACUAUAAGGGAUCAGAUUAUAGGACUCAGUUUCAACUGGGGAAUGGGGCCUUAUUUGGUGCAAGUUACAUCCAGAGUGUGACUCCUCAUUUAUCCUUGGGUGGUGAAGUAUUCUGGGCUGGUCAACAUCGGAAAUCUGGCAUUGGCUAUGCUGCACGUUACAACACCGACAAGAUGGUCGCAACUGGACAAGUUGCUAGCACUGGUAUGGUUGCCUUAAGUUAUGUUCAGAAAGUAUCUGAAAAGGUUUCUCUAGCAUCAGACUUCAUGUACAACUAUAUGUCUAGGGAUGUCACAGCCAGCUUUGGUUAUGAUUAUAUCCUUCGGCAGUGCCGGUUAAGAGGCAAGAUUGAUUCUAACGGUGUCGUCGCUGCUUUCCUGGAAGAGCGAUUCAAUAUGGGUCUUAACUUUCUUCUUUCUGCUGAGAUAGAUCAUAGGAAGAAAGAUUACAAAUUCGGUUUUGGACUGACAGUGGGAGAAUAGAACCGAAACCAUAUUCUUUCCAACUUUCCGUUUUAAGCUGAUUGUUGCAAGCAAUGGGGAUGGUGAGGGAGAUAUUUCUCCCCUCGGACAAGAAUCAAAGGAUCAGUUUUGUACUUGUUGUCUAGUAAGACAUUGUUUUGUUGGCAGCAACAGCUGCUACGACAUAAUCAGAAUCACUUGUAGUUGAUUUUGCAGGUUCGAGGUAUUUGAUUCCCCACAAGACUGUAGAUUUUCACUACUGUUAUGCAUAAUUUGGUGAAAAAAUAGAGAUUUAUUGAUUCCAUCAAAA
This is a messenger RNA of Sesamum indicum (sesame), 1365 nucleotides long. Its product is annotated as mitochondrial import receptor subunit TOM40-1. Gene Ontology annotation, cellular component: mitochondrial outer membrane. The record is from RefSeq and is a predicted model, not a curated record. Gene Ontology annotation, biological process: protein import into mitochondrial matrix. Gene Ontology annotation, molecular function: transmembrane protein transporter activity. NCBI's taxonomy places the organism in Eukaryota, Viridiplantae, Streptophyta, Magnoliopsida, Lamiales, Pedaliaceae.